UCUUCAUUACUUCUUUGUUCAUACAUUUUCAGUCUCAAACAAUUUUAACCUUUUUACCCUCCUUUGUCUAAGUUAUACUUUACUUUCUCUUCUGUUUGCUGCUUUUUUAUUUCCACUGUCCUAAAUAAUUCCUUUUUUUUACUUUACACUACUCUUUUUAUUGGUCUAUCACUUCUCUUUUCACUUGCCUCUUCUCUGUCUCUGUAAAUUCAGUUAAACUUAAUUGCUUACAGCAAGCUCCUCUCCCACUGUGUCACGCUGCUCGCCAUCAUGUGAUGGCACUGUGUGUGCCUGUUAUCAGGGCAAGCGAAUUGCUGCCUGGUGGAAGAGAGGCCUAUUCUCGCACAUGAACUAUCCCGGGAUUUGCUGUCUAUGUCUUGGAGAAUACGUGACCACGCCUGCUACUACUGGCUUUCAUUGUAAUGCAGAGAAUCCUGCUGUCUUUUGAGGACUAAAAACACAUUUGAUAAUGGCCGAAGAGGUUUUGAUUCCAUCACCAAAGAAAAUCACAUCGCACCUCACUGGCUCUUUGUUAGCAGUGGCAUUUCUUACAUCCUUUGGAAGCUCUAUGCUUUAUGGAUACAAUCUUGCUGUGGUCAACUCCCCUGCCAUUUACAUUAAGGACUUCUACAAUAAGACCGUUCUGAGUCGUAAUGGAACAGGACUCAGCGGGGAGACGCUAACUGUCAUGUACUCUCUCACUGUGUCUGUCUUUGCUGUCGGAGGUCUCAUCGGUUCGCUCGUUGUUGGCAUGCUGGUCACUCACUUUGGCAGAAAAGGUACAGUGGUAAACACUGCGGUGCUGGUGUUUAUUGCUGGUGCCUUGAUGGGCUUCAGUAGGAUUUGUGGUUCACCUGAGAUGGUCAUCAUUGGUCGCUUUAUAACUGGAAUCCACUCUGGUAUUUCUCUCAGUGUUGUACCCAUGUACCUUGGUGAAAUAGCACCAAAGAACUUGAGGGGAUUCUUGGGUCUCGUUCCCAGUAUUUUUAUUGGUACUGGAGUCUUUUCUGCUCAAAUCCUUGGUCUCCAUGAACUUCUUGGAAAGGAGGAGCACUGGCCACUUUUUUUGUCUGUGGUUGUGGUACCCACUUUCAUCCAGUUGAUACUGUUGCCGUGGUUUCCAGAGAGCCCUAGAUACCUGCUGAUUGAGAAGAACAACGUCCACGCCACAAUCACAGCUCUAAAAUGGUACAGAACCAGAUGUAACAUUCAGGCAGAGAUUGAAGAGAUGCAGGAGGAGCAGCGCUCCUUGUCUUCAGUGGAAACUCUGUCUGUCCUGAAACUGUUGCAGGAUGAGACGGUGCGUUGGCAGGUGCUAACGGUUGUGGUCAUCAACAUUGGCAUGCAGCUUUCUGGUAUUGAUGCUAUUUGGUUUUACACCAAUGACAUCUUUGAGAAUGCUGGUAUCCCUCCCCCUGAGAUACCAUACACCACAGCCGGAACAGGAAUCAUUGAAAUUAUUGCUGGACUCAUUGGGUGUUUCACCAUUGAGAAGCUGGGCAGGAGGUCUCUGAUGAUUGGAGGGUUUACAAUGAUGAGCAUCUGCAGCGCUGGAAUCACAUUAGCUCUUCUUCUAGAGACUCGUUUAUCAUUCAUGCGGUAUGUUAGUGUCUGCUGUGUGGUUGGCAUCAUCGCUGGUUUCUGUAUUGGUCCAGCUGGAGUUCCCUUCCUUGUCACGGCAGAACUUUUUAAACAGUCUCAUCGCCCAGCAGCAUACAUCAUUGGAGGGUCCCUGAACUGGCUGUCCAACUUUACCGUGGGCUUUGUCUUCCCCUUUUUACAGAUGUCUGCUGGGUCCUACUGCUACUUGGUUUUUGCCACCGUUUGUGCGUCUGUGGCCGUCUAUGUAUAUGUUGUGAUCCCAGAAACCAAAAACAAGACGUUCAUGGAGAUCAGCCAGAUGUUUUCUAAAAGGGAGGCUGCUCUGGAGACGCAGUGUCUAACUCACAGUGACCAUCUAAAGCUGCAGAAGAUGAAUGGCUAUGGCGUAAUGGAACAUACCUCUCUGGAGUUUGACAGCUCCUCCUCUAUUCUCUAGCAGAGAUGUCAUUUUUGAGGCUUUUAAUUCCCAAAUAAAUACUACAAUACAGCAUCAGACUUAAGCUGAAUGAAGUUAGACUUCCAACUUCAGCUAAACUCAAAAAAGUUACUUUGUAAAAUUGUCAUUUAAAAAAAAAAGUCAAAUAACAAGUAAUAAUACCAUUAUUGUGAAAAAAAGGGCCCCUCAUAACACCUUUGAUCAAAUUUCAUCUUUCCAGAAUGUUGUUUAUUUCAUUAUAACUGACUGGCUUUCCAAAAAAGGACAUUGUGUUGAUCCAUUUGUACAAGCGGCACAAAGUAAAAUCACUGUCAUCAUUUAUUUUUCAUUACUCUGAACUACUUACCUGAAAUAAAUAUUUACAAUUAACUGUGUAUUGUAUAAUUUUCUUUAAGAGGUUUGACAUGAAAAUAGGUUUGAUUCCGACAAAUUCUCCUGACCCGCUUUUAGUGGAAGGGGUGUGGCCUAACAGUUUACUCUUGAGUGGUAAGAGUGGUUGCAAUAGAAAAGUUGUCUCGUACUGAUUCAGCCAAUCACUGCUUACUGACGUUGGCUCCAACCUGGUGCCGUCUGUAUAGCAAAAAAUGGUGACUGUACUGACUUUAUUUGGUUGGAGCCAGAAAUAAACCAUUUCAGGGUGAUGUCACCCUCACUUUGUCCCGUUCUCUGAUACAGUCAAUGGUUUCUUCACUCAUUGUUCCAUUCUAUUUGCACUUCCUGGAAUAAAGGUCUAAGAGUCCUUUAA
Oryzias latipes (Japanese medaka) is the source of this 2783-nucleotide messenger RNA. RefSeq names its product solute carrier family 2 member 15a (gene slc2a15a). The record is from RefSeq and is a predicted model, not a curated record. Gene Ontology annotation, cellular component: plasma membrane. Gene Ontology annotation, biological process: dehydroascorbic acid transport. Gene Ontology annotation, molecular function: D-glucose transmembrane transporter activity. NCBI's taxonomy places the organism in Eukaryota, Metazoa, Chordata, Actinopteri, Beloniformes, Adrianichthyidae.